Messenger RNA from Suillus subaureus, 561 nucleotides. Its product is annotated as Phox-like protein. Gene Ontology annotation, cellular component: endosome. Gene Ontology annotation, molecular function: phosphatidylinositol-3-phosphate binding. NCBI's taxonomy places the organism in Eukaryota, Fungi, Basidiomycota, Agaricomycetes, Boletales, Suillaceae. The transcript has 4 exons. The coding region runs from base 1 to 561 and encodes 186 amino acids. The record is from RefSeq and is a predicted model, not a curated record.
AUGCCCGCGCCUAGUCAUCCUUUCCGAAAUACAGAAAGCCUUCUUGUUGUCAUUCCAGACGAUGGAAUUGACGUCGAAGCAGAAGCACGAUUGUACGAUGAAUUGUGUGACGAUCAAGUAUCCAUUCACCCAUCCACGCGGCCCAAAUCCCCUCAGGGACCACCCUCGAUUUUCUCUCGCGACAUCUGGUUAAACGAUAACUCAGGCACGAGUCUUGCUUUUGCCCGAAAUGUGCAUAUCGCGGGGUGGACGAGCGUAGGUGAUAAGCUGGGUGGGGCUUAUGUCGUGUAUGAUUGUGUGAUUCACACAAAAGAGGGUACUACUAUCCACGCACAUAAGCGGUAUAGUGAUUUCGUGCUGUUGCACGAUGCGCUGAAACAUUCAUUACCUAAACAUCAACACCAUUUCAUCCCAGCCCUCCCACCGAAAUCUCCCUUCUCACGCUACCGAGCAGCUUUCGUCGAUCGUCGCAGGAGACAACUACAGUACUGGCUCUCCGCAGUUCUCCUCCACCCCGAGAUUGGUGCAUGUCAGUCUGUAAGGUGGUGGGUUAUGGAUUAG